Molecule: messenger RNA, 2155 nt
Organism: Chinchilla lanigera (long-tailed chinchilla)
Lineage: Eukaryota; Metazoa; Chordata; Mammalia; Rodentia; Chinchillidae
Gene: Soat2
Product: sterol O-acyltransferase 2
Exons: 15
Coding region: 140-1768 (542 amino acids)
Biological process (GO): cholesterol metabolic process; cholesterol homeostasis; cholesterol efflux
Cellular component (GO): endoplasmic reticulum membrane
Molecular function (GO): fatty-acyl-CoA binding; cholesterol binding; cholesterol O-acyltransferase activity
Source: RefSeq, a predicted model, not a curated record
CGUUUAGAUAACCUGUCCUCCUGAAAGGACUUUAGUCUUUGGAGCUGUUAGCUGAGCGGAGUGGGACAAGAGCUCGGCAGGCAGGCAGGCCGCGAAAGAAGGAAGGGAGCCAGCUGCCUACUGCCCUCCCAGGCCCACCAUGGAGCCUUGUGGGGCCUGUCUGCGUGCACAGAGAAGAGAAGGGCUAGGAGGGGAGCAGGAGCAGGAGCAGGAGCAGCGACACUUCGGAGAAGGAAACGCAGAGCCGCACAGAGCCCUAGACUUGGUGCAAUGGACGCGACAUAUGGAGGCUGUGAAGAGGCAACUGCUGGAGCAAGCACAGGGCCAGCUGGUGGAACUGCUGGAUCGGGCCAUGAGGGAGGCUGUGCAGUCCUACCCGACACCAGAUAGACUUCUAUCCUCCGCUCCCUCUGAUUCAAAGAGCAAGAGCCGGGAGCCACCCCUUGGGAAACGAAAAGUUUUCAUCAUCCGAAAGUCUCUGCUUGAUGAGCUGAUGGAGGUGCAGCAUUUCCGUACCAUCUACCACAUGUUUGUUGCCGGCCUGUGUGUCUUCAUCAUCAGCACCCUGGCCAUCGACUUCAUUGAUGAGGGCAGGCUGUUGCUAGAGUUUGAUCUACUGAUCUUCAGCUUCGGACAGCUGCCCCUGGCACUGGUGACGUGGGUCCCCAUGUUCCUGUCCACUCUGUUGGUGCCCUACCAGGCCCUGUGGCUGUGGGCAAGGCCCCAGACUGGGGGCUCCUGGGCGCUGGGGGUGGCCCUGGGCUGUGUGCUGCUGGCUGCCCAUGCUUCAUUGCUCUGCGUCCUCCCGGUCCACAUGGUCCUGAAGCAUGAACUGCAGCCCGCUUCCCGCUGCGUGCUGGUCUUUGAACAGGUCAGGCUGCUGAUGAAAAGCUACUCCUUCCUGAGAGAGACCGUGCCUGGGACCCUUCGUGUCAGAGGAGGUGAGGGGGUCUUGGCCCCCAGUUUCUCCAGCUACCUCUACUUCCUCUUCUGCCCCACGCUCAUCUUCCGGGAGACUUACCCCAGGACUUCCAGCAUCAGGUGGAAUUAUGUGGCCAAGAACUUUGCCCAGGCCCUGUGCUGUGUGCUUUAUGCCUGCUUCAUCCUGAGUCGCCUCUGUGUCCCUGUCUUUGCCAACAUGAGCCGGGAGCCCUUCAGCACCCGCGCCCUGGUGCUCUCAUUUCUGCACGCCACAUUGCCAGGCAUCUUCAUGCUGCUGCUCAUCUUCUUCGCUUUCCUGCACUGCUGGCUCAAUGCCUUCGCUGAGAUGCUACGAUUUGGAGACAGGAUGUUCUACCGGGUGGGGCCCGGACCGCGGCCGAGCUGGACUCAGGGACUGGUGGAACUCAACAUCCUUUUCCAACUACUACCGCACGUGGAAUGUGGUGGUCCACGACUGGCUCUACAGCUACGUGUAUCAGGACACGUUCUCCUUGGUGGCCGGGCCCGGGGCGCAGUCAUGAUGGGUGUGUUCCUGGUCUCCGCGGUGGUGCACGAGUACAUCUUCUGCUUCGUCCUGGGGUUCUUCUACCCCGUCAUGCUGAUGCUCUUCCUUGUCUUUGGGGGGCUACUGAAUUUCACGAUGAAUGACCACCACACAGGCCCUGCAUGGAACGUGCUCAUGUGGACCUUGCUCUUCCUGGGCCAGGGCAUCCAGGUCAGCCUGUACUGCCAGGAGUGGUAUGCACGGCGGCACUGUCUUCUGCCCCAGGCACAGACAACCUUCUGGGACCUGGUGACACCUCGGUCUUGGUCCUGCCAUCCCUAGAGGUCAGGACAGCGGCACUCCCCAGAUGACAGCACCAAGCUCUUUUCUGCCUGCCAAGCCUGGAGCUGGAGCUCUGAGGUCUGCUCUGAGUCAAGGGCACACAUGCAGGGCUCCACCCGGAACCACAGGGACUCUGGUCUGGACACCCACGGGCAGCUGAGCAUGGACCAGCGGGAAGUGACUCUCGAGCUCCCAUCUCCGCGGACUAGGCACAGGUCACCCUCCCAGCUCAUGGCUGUGCAGACUUAUGGAGACUUGAGGGUCCAUAAAGAUGUAGUGAACAUGGGGACACUUGGAGGAAUGGGGGCCACCAAGGUUCCAGGUGGGUUUGGUUCUUAACUUUGUACUCCUCUCAACACAAUAAAGCCAUGUCUCCCUUUUCGUUCA